CUUCGCGGCAAACCUGUGCUGCACUGCGCAAGUCUUGGAGGCCGUUUACAUAUGCAGAGAUGGGCGGGGCGAAGCAUGUUUCUCUUCCAAUUGUUUGACUUGGUAUCUAGGCAACGUAAGAGACGCUCUCGAGGGCAGCAACCGGGGAUCGGAGGCUGUGCCCGCCGGCGCAGCGAUGUGGACUGGUCAAGGCCCGUUGUGGCAGAGCGAUGACAGUAUCAAACAUGCUCAAAACGAAAAAGCAGCAGAAACUAUUCAGAGGGCUUGGUGGAUUCAUAUUAAAACAAGAUUGUUUAAGCUCUUGAAACAUACAAUCCGUGCAGCGGAGCACUGCAUUAGUUAUGAUAUUUUGAAAAGAGUGAGUCCCUUGGAGGCUGAACUUCUUAAUGAUCCUAGUCUUCUGUUCAAAGUCCGAUUCAGAUUUGCUGGGUCCAACUUUCCCCCUUUCAUUGUAUUCAAGAUAUUUUGCAUUUCAGGGGGCCAAAGCAGCAAAUACAUCAGUGGAAAAACAAUAAUAAAACCAAGUAGUGAGGCAGCUGUUGAUGCUUGCAGAUUAAUGGGAUACCGGAAAUAUUAUAAGCAGAUAUUACAGGAUGAGCUUCAGAUUAAAAGAUACGAAGUAACAGAUGAGAUAGAUAUUGCUACAGUAAAAGACUACAUGCAAUACAGCAGUUAUUUAGAUGAGACUCCAGCAUACUUUGGUGGCAGGCAUAACUACUGGAGAAAACUAUCACUGGAAAAUUUUCCCAGGACAAUGGUAAUGUAUGACAUCAUGGAGUAUGCACAGUCUGGGAAAAUGUCUGCCAAACUGAAGUGUGAACUUCCAUUUUUGCUGCUAAGACCAGAGAAUGAAGAGACAUACCAGGCUCAACUCAUGGCCGUUUGUCAAAUCAGAUGUGUUAUACCACAACCCACAAGAGUCAGACCACUGGGAUUAGACCGACUGUUAGCACCCAGAUCUUCUGAGCGUCGCUCUUAUCAAGCUCGACAGAAGAUUGCAAAAAUGAGGAAGGCUUAUAAGAUUCAUAAAGAAAAAACAGAACAGAAGAUGGAUAUUUCAACUCCUUUAACAGGUCAUCGGGAAGCUAAAAUUCCAUUACAGGAAAGCACAGUUAAUCAAACGCUAUUUGCAGAGGAAGAAUGGGAGAAAGAGGCAGCAAAGCUUUUUGCCUGGUGUAAAUCACUUGAAGAUACUGCAGAUAACUUCCAUUAAAUAUGUAUUUUCAAAAGCAACUCCCCAUUUGAAAUCGCACUCAGGUUUCUGUUGAAGAAAAAACAAAAUUCUCCAUAUGCCAUUCUCUUGGCCACAAUACAAAUACAGGCUCAACAGAACAUAAAUUCCAUAUAAAAACUAAGCUCUGAUUUAGGAGGAAAAUAAUGAAGUAAAAAAUUAUGGCUCAGAUCAUGUGACCACAGUAAUAAACAAGAAUAAAUGGAGAAGAAUGGAAGGAGAAGCCAUGGGAAGUCUGACAGCACAAUAACCAAUUAGAUUAUUGGUCUUUCAAAAUAAUUUGCUGGACACAGUAAAUAGAAUCAAGGUGGGGAAAUCAGUGUCCAGACUGCAGCUAAGAGGAGACAGGAGGUUGAUGCUAUGAAAGGGCUAAAACGGGUAUCUACUGAACUCAGAGGAAAGAGACAUUCUCCUUAAAAUGUAGCUUUUCUAUUUGAACAUGUUAUAAUAAUGAAAAACUCCAUGAGAUCAUUCUAUAGAAUCCUAAUAUUAAAAAUGAACAAAAAGCUAAGCACUUUUAAAUAUUAAAUGUCAUGCUCUAAUGGGAAAGAGUUCAGUACAUCUUUCAGCCUCUCCCACUAAAAUCUAUGGGACUUAAAAAGGUUUAACUUCAACUAGAUUUUGUCCAGUUGCCUCACGUCAGUAUUUCAUCUUUUCCCAAUUUGACCAAUAUGAUUUUUGUACAGUAAACCUGAACUACAAAGUAUAAUAAAGAUUAAAAAUAUUUUAUUUACAUUUUUCUAUAUAUACAGUUUGUACACCUCUUAGUUUAAAACAUAAGAGUACAUAUGCAUGUUUAGACAAAAUGCAUUCACAGAAUGGAAGGUUAACCUGCAAACAAAAAAAAGGGAAGAAAAAUGUUUUUAAAAAGUUGAGGCAAACCCUACAUUUUAGAAUUUCCUAGCAGCCCUGGAACAUUAUUUGAAAAAAUAUCCCAAAGGUAUGCUUGAGUCCAUGUAGAUAUUUGAAACAACAAAGUAUGCUCAUUUGCUACAGCACACAGUGAAGUUAGGAAAUAAUGUUUUAAGUCAGUCCACUGGAAGAGUUGUUUAUGGCACAUCAGUUUGGGGUACACGGAGAAUCACUAUGGAAUUCUGCCUGGAUAACUCUUCUUAAUGCUACUGCUCUUGGUAGAUUUUUAUAAGGGUUCCAGACUUUCAUCGAAUGAUAUUUAAGAGAUCGAUAAUGUCUUCAUGUUGCUGAAGCUGUAAUUGGAACUAACCUAUUAAAAGUUUUAGGACGAAUCCA
This is a messenger RNA of Sphaerodactylus townsendi, 2479 nucleotides long. It is a transcript of the gene LG04HXorf58, whose product is annotated as linkage group 04 CXorf58 homolog. The transcript has 8 exons. Lineage: Eukaryota; Metazoa; Chordata; Lepidosauria; Squamata; Sphaerodactylidae. The coding region runs from base 176 to 1213 and encodes 345 amino acids. The record is from RefSeq and is a predicted model, not a curated record.